AAAAGGUAAGGAUCAGACCGGAGCGAAGCCGGAAGAGAGGAAGGCGAGCGACCGAGCGACGAUGUCCAUGGCGGUGCCGAGCACGCUCCGCGCCCUGGCCCCUCCGGCUCUGCACCCGUGCCCUCUGGGGACGAGCGGGUCCGCGCGCCCGUCGCCGGCGCACCGGGCGGCGCGGGGGAUGAUGACGACGGUGGCCCGGCGGAGGGGCGUGGCGGUUGCGGCGGCGGCGGUGGCGGCGGACGCGGGGUGGCUGGAGCGGCUGCCGGAGAAGGAGAAGCCGCUGUACGCGCACAGCCUGCCGUGCAUCGAGGCGUGGCUGCGCAGCGUCGAGUUCGCGCAGUCCCGCGAGGACCGCGCCGUGUGGGUCGCCGAGACGCCGCUCUGGCACGCCCGCCUCAGCCUCGACGCCACCGACCUCCACAUCAGAUACCUGAAGAGCGGCCCGGGGAACCUGGAGAAGGACAUGGAGAGGAGGUUCAGCUACGCCCUGAGCAGACAAGACAUCGAGAACGCCAUCCUCGGCGGACCCUGAUAAUCAAUCCCCAUCCAUCCACCACUAUGGCUCGAUCGAAACCAGGACCCUUUGUCUCUCUAAGCACGACCAGCCCCAUGCAAGAUCCCUUGUUCAAGUGUGAUUGUAAUGUCAGAAUUCAGCUCUGCAAUACUAAUUUCAACAUGGUUAAUCUACACAAGCGAGAUAGGAUUCAGUGCCAGUGUCGCCUCUGUUUUCAGGCAGACCUGUACAGACAUUUUCUCUGGAUUGAUCUUCUGAAAACACAUUUUCUCUGGAUUUCUGUUGAUGACA
Messenger RNA from Triticum dicoccoides, 805 nucleotides. RefSeq lists its product as uncharacterized. The transcript is spliced from 2 exons. NCBI's taxonomy places the organism in Eukaryota, Viridiplantae, Streptophyta, Magnoliopsida, Poales, Poaceae. The coding region runs from base 62 to 532 and encodes 156 amino acids. The record is from RefSeq and is a predicted model, not a curated record.